Molecule: messenger RNA, 438 nt
Organism: Microtus ochrogaster (prairie vole)
Lineage: Eukaryota; Metazoa; Chordata; Mammalia; Rodentia; Cricetidae
Product: solute carrier family 22 member 27-like
Exons: 1
Source: RefSeq, a predicted model, not a curated record
AUUUCUAUUUCCCAUUGGAGACAGUCUUCCGCCUCAAUGGCUUUUCAGGAUCUCUUGAAUCGAGUUGGAAAUAUGGGGAGAUUUCAGAUCCUUCAGAUAGCUUUCCUUCUGAUCUGCAAUGCCACGUUGACUCCUCAGACUGUUUUGGAGAACUUCACUGCAGCCAUCCCUGGUCAUCGCUGCUGGGUCCACGUCCUUGAUAAUAAUACUGCCUCUGAUAUUGACAGAGGGAUCCUGAGCCAAGAUGACCUCCUGAGGAUCUCCAUCCCACUGGACUCUAACUCCAGGCCAGACAAGUGUCGUUGCUUUGUUCAACCACAGUGGCAUUUCCUUCAUUUGAAUGGCACAUUCUCCAAUGUGACAGAACCAGACACAGAGCCCUGUGAAGAUGGUUGGGUGUAUGAAAGAAGUACCUUCCUCUCCACCACUGUCACUGAG